AUGACGGGAACAUUUUUGCUACAAGGAUUCGUGAGUGUAAGGUGUUGUGCUGAUUCAACUUUCACGGAUCAAAAUGGUAUAAGUUGGGUAACAGAUGAAAAUUGGUUCCCGGAUAAUUCAAGUUGCAAAGACAUAACUAGGCCUGUGCAAAAUGAUACAAGAUAUAAUAAAGCUCGAGUUUUUAGUAACCUCUUGGGUAAAAAAUGGUGUUAUAACUUAAAAACAACAAAGGAUCAAGACUAUCUGAUAAGGGGUACAUUCCUUUCCGGUGAACAGCAAGCAACUGUUUUGGGUUCCUUUGGUGUUUCGGUUGAUGCCACAUGGAUAAGCCUAGUGAACUCUUCGGAUGAUACAGAGGUGGAGGGAAUUUUUAAAGCUACCAAUGAAUAUACAAACUUCUGCUUAUUGAAGGUGAAGGUAGAUCCUUACAUUUCAAAGCUUGAGCUGAGGCAUUUGAAUGAUUCAGAAUAUUUGAUAAAGGAGCCAUCCAGUGUGCUGAAACUUGUACAUCGAGUUGAUGUUGGGAGCUCAGGAGCAGAGAUCAGGUACCCAAUUGACCUAUAUGAUCGAAUCUGGAAGUCAGGACCAAGUCCUGCAGAAGGAGCCUCUAGCAUAUCAUCUACGACUGCCAUUCCCAUCAACAAUGCUAAUGUAACAGUACCUCCUAUACAAGUGUUACAGACAGCUCUAACCCAUCCAGAAUGUUUGGAGUUCCAGCACAAAGACCUUGACACUCGAGACUAUAAUUAUCAUGUCAUCAUUUACUUUCUGGAGCUCAAUGGCUCUGUUCAAGCUGGGCAAAGGGUGUUUGAUAUAUACAUCAAUAAUGAAAAGAGAAAGGAGUUUGAUAUAUUGGAUGGUGGUUCCAACUACAAUGCUGUUAUUCUGAACUUUACAGCAAAGGGUUUUUUUAAUUUGACAUUGACCAAGGCCUCAAAUAGGUCAUUGUUUGGACCUAUUUGUAAUGCUUAUGAGAUCUUGCAAGUACGGCCAUGGGAUCGUCAAGAGACAGCCCAAGAAGAUGUGGAUGUGAUUGCAGAGGUGAAGGCAGAGUUAUUGGUAGUUAACCAAGAUAAUGAAGCGUUGGAGAGUUGGUCAGGGGACCCGUGCCUUCCUCUCCCCUGGCUAGGGCUGUACUGUGAGCCAAUUAAUAAUAGUUCCUUUGUCAUCACUAAGCUGGAUCUUUCUGACAGAAAUCUUCAAGGGCCACUUCCUGCUAGUGCUACCGAGUUGACCCACCUAAAGGAAUUGAACGUAAGCAACAAUCGCUUCACCAAUACCAUCCCAGAAUUCCCAGUUUCGUCCAUGUUGGCAUCAGUAGAUCUAAGCAACAAUGAUCUUAUGGGGAAGAUUCCAGAGUCUCUUGCAUCCCUUCCAUAUUUGAAAAAAUUGUAUUUUCGGUGCAAUCCACAUUUCAGCAAAGAGCCUCCUGCCAACAUCACAAGACUUGAUACAGACAAUGGAUUGUGUGGUGCCCAAGGAUCUUCGCGUUCAACACAAGGAAUUGUCAUAGGCACAGUUGCAGGUGGAUCUUUCUUAGUUACCCUUGCAAUUGGAGCUUUCAUUGUUUGCUUUUACAAACGAAGUGUGAUGGCUCGGGGAAAAUUUGAAGGGCAAAUGACAAAAAAUUUGGUUUUCUCAAUACCCAGUAUGGAUGAUAUUGUUUUCAAGUCCAUAUCCAUACAGAGCUUUACUCUGGAUUCCAUAGAAACUGCCACCCAAAAGUACAAAACUUUGAUAGGUGAAGGAGGCUUUGGAUCUGUUUACCGUGGGACUCUACCUGAUGGUCAAGAAGUUGCCGUGAAGGUACGGUCAUCCACUUCAACACAGGGAACUCGUGAAUUCGAUAAUGAGCUAAACCUUCUCUCUGCAAUUCGGCAUGAGAAUCUGGUUCCACUUCUCGGCUACUGUUGUGAAAAUGACCAACAAAUUCUUGUUUAUCCUUUCAUGUCAAAUGGCUCCCUACAGGAUCGUCUAUAUGGGGAAGCAGCAAAACGAAAGACUCUAGACUGGCCAACCAGACUUUCUGUAGCUCUUGGUGCAGCUCGAGGUUUGACGUAUCUUCACACAUUUGCGGGGCGUUGUGUCAUACAUAGGGAUGUAAAAUCAAGUAACAUACUCUUGGAUCAUAGCAUGUGCUCCAAGGUAGCAGAUUUUGGUUUUUCAAAAUAUGCUCCUCAAGAAGGGGAUAGUGGUGUUUCUCUAGAAGUAAGGGGGACUGCUGGAUACUUGGAUCCAGAGUAUUAUUCAACCCAGCAUUUAUCUGCAAAAAGUGAUGUCUUCAGCUUUGGUGUUGUUCUACUCGAAAUAGUAAGUGGUCGGGAGCCUCUCAACAUACACAGGCCACGCAAUGAGUGGAGCUUGGUUGAAUGGGCCAAACCAUAUAUAAGGAAUUCAAGAAUUGAUGAAAUUGUGGAUCCUAGCAUAAAGGGAGGAUACCAUGCAGAGGCAAUGUGGAGAGUGGUGGAGGUGGCACUGGCAUGUAUUGAGCCCUUCUCUGCUUAUAGACCAUGCAUGGCUGACAUCGUGCGGGAACUAGAGGAUGCUUUCAUCAUUGAGAAUAACGCAUCUGAAUACAUGAAGUCCAUAGACAGCUUCGGAGGAUCCAAUCGCUUUUCCAUCGAGAGACCAAUUGUUCUUCCCACCACUCCAACUCCAACAGAACCAUCCCCUAUCCUUUCACAGCCUGCUCCUCCACAGCCAAGAUAAUUCUUUCGUGGAUGAGAUAUCCAAUAAUUGCCAAUGAUGAUCAGUUCAGUUACCU
Messenger RNA from Cornus florida, 2764 nucleotides. Its product is annotated as nodulation receptor kinase-like. Gene Ontology annotation, molecular function: protein binding; ATP binding; protein kinase activity. Lineage: Eukaryota; Viridiplantae; Streptophyta; Magnoliopsida; Cornales; Cornaceae. Gene Ontology annotation, biological process: protein phosphorylation. The record is from RefSeq and is a predicted model, not a curated record. Bases 1 to 2709 code for a protein of 902 amino acids. The transcript has 15 exons.